AUGAGCUCGAAAGGAAAACGAUCGUCGAUUCUGAAGAAACAACCAUCCAUUUUGGGGCCAAGCAGCAACGAAAAUGGCAGUCCUACAGCUACAUCUUCGAGUGUUAACAAAACUGCUAAAAAGAUUGGAUUCCAUCAUAAAAAGUCCAUCAAGGAGUUUGUUGUUGGUGAAAAUACCGAAACAAUAUGGGGAAAUUCGUACGAAGUUUCCACUGAUGGCACCUCUCCAAGGAUCGUUACCGACGACUCCACGCUCACCAAUGGACAUGAUCAAUCGAGGCCAAAUACCCAAAACAAAGAAAACGUUUCCUGCGUUUUAGCGCAGUCCUCCGUAGACAACGCAAUUUCAUAUCCGAGUCCCAACAACACCUGGGACCUUUCCAUCACGAUCGCGGACGAUGAAAGACGACGAAUACGUAGCGAUAACUCCGUUUGUGCGUCGCAAAGUCUAAACACGACGGAGCGCUUGAUGGUUGAACCACCGUGUACGCAGCCUCCUGCGUUGGCAAUAUCCUUGAACGAAGUCCGAGCGUUCGACGUUAGUCCAAUGAAGAUGCACGUCUCACAAACGGCAGCCGUGAAGUCUCCCCGCAAAAUGAUCUAUUACAACCCGCAGGCAGAUUUCAUUGUUAAUAUUGCCGACGUUCCGACCCAAGCUGUCAAUCAAGUCGAGCAGCAGACGCGGGGCAAAGGACCGGAGCAUAAUACAAAUCUGACUUGUUUCCAACCGAACGAUGAUUGCAGCCCCAAACAUAGCAUGCUCGGCAAUGUUUCAGAAACGUGGAAUUCGCAUCCGCAGGCAGCGUUUCGAAUGAAACAGUUGCGCCCCUCAUUCGAUGCACUAGCGGAUGCCAGUUCCGAUUUCGACAACACUGUCGCAAUAACCAACACGGUUGCAAAACUGCUCGAAGACUGCCCCAACCUCACGCUAUCGGUGCCUUCCAAUAUGGAGCUGGAUGAGUCAACGGUAACGGAUGUGAAGCUACCGACAAACGCACUGUCCCGUGCCCGGCCUUCCUUCCUUCCAUCUAACAGCCGAAGAAGUUGUGCAAUGGAAGAGGAACAGACCGAAACAACAAACAUGCCCUUGAAGAGUAUCCAGAAAGAAACCCUUUCGUCCGCGCGCCGCUAUUUAAACGACCCCGUACCGAUGGACAUUUCGUCGCCACUGGAAGGGCGGCCAGCUUUGGGAAAUUUCACGCUAGACAAUUUGUCGAUCUCCGGCGAUGACAUCCAGCAAUCGGUGGCCACAUAUAGAAGGUCCAGUGUCAAAAGUAGUGGCCUACCGAUGGAUUUUGGGAUCUCAUCGAUGAGCUUGAAGUUACCACCAAACUCGCCGGAACCGUCGACCGCAGUUGGACGACCAAAAAUUUUACGCCCAAAUUUUCCACUCACUACACUCUACAAUGUGGUAAGCAACCUGAAACCUGAUCCAAUAGUGUCUACCGAGAGAGAUUACCGGGAAACGAUUCUCACUGCAACGGAAAUGGAUGAAACGAAGCAAGUUGAGUAUGAACGUGGCAAAUCACUUGCACCGAUGGACGUGACACAUGUGGAGCAAUCAAACAUCAAACCGGUGGAACCGAAGCGACCAUCUCGGGCAACCGUUCACCAGCUGGCAAACAUGUCCAGCGACGAUGAAGCGAUUCUCGCUGCACUUUCUCAGCCCCGUACCACAAUCUUAAGCCGAGAAAUGAUGCAGCUGAGCCACAACUCUCCUCCAAAGGGCACUCCCAUGGAAGAAAGUCGUUUGGCGAUUGCCACCGAAAAGCGUCACACCGUGUAUGAUCAGCCGUUGAUCGAUGAAUCGCUGGCGGUCCCGACAGUCGAUCGGAAGCGCGUCACAACGCAUGAGCCUGUAACGAUGAGUGAAACGAAGAGAACUACAGUGAGUGAAGUAAAACACAGCACCUUUCACGAAAAGACGAUAAGCGAAGAGCAAAUGAUCUUACAACAGCCUCUCGGGACCAUUUCGAACGUUAUACAUCCUUCGGCGUCCCGGCAAACGAUCUUUUGCAACGAAAGCAUGGUCAUGGAUGGCUCCGAGCCAAGCAUUUCUCGGGCCACUUCGAUUGCUUGUGUGGUUUACAGUGAGAACAUCGACCCGCUGAGCGUACACGCAGCAAACAAAACAAACACGGUGGACCUGAAGAUUACGCGUGCCACCGUACAUGAUCCGGAACCAUGUGCGUUGGACUCGUUUCAAGAAUCAGCGAAAAACUCGAGCCAACCCUACGUUCAUCAUGGGCAAGAACCGCCACGAGACGAGACGGCGGGACAAAUGGACGAAACGGCUACAGCGUGUGCCGAUCGUCACCAAAUAAGUGAAGAUAAUCAACUAACGGGCCACGAAGCGGUGGCAAUGGAAGAGGCCACAUGCGUGCUACCGAAAGCACAUCAUUUAGCCUACAGUACGGCGGAAGGCAAGCGACCAUCACCGUCGAGUGUCGGACAACGCAAAAGUAGCGUAUGUAUGGAGGAAACGUUGGCUCCGUCCGUUGUUCGAAUCGAGCGAAGUGGUCCCCGGUUCGAUGACUCCUCAGAUCAGCCAUUAUCCCCGAACUCAGAAAGCCUCCGUGGGACGAUGUGCCCCAAGCAGGAUGCAUUGGACACAACAAUGGCCAAUUCUGUUACUAUACUAUCGAAAGGACAGCAAAUCAGCGAAGCACCGGAACAGGAUCAGCAAGUGAAGGCUCGCCCUCGGCAAACCAUAUUGAUUCCGCAGGACAUGGAAAUAGAGGAACACGAACAGGAACCGGCGGUAGCAAAGGAAGAAUCUUUUUCUCUUCCGAUGCUGGUCCGAGAAACAACCGAAGAUUGUGCGAUUCGUCGGGUACCAUCAAUGGCAACUGCUGGUCGUGCCUGGACAAGCGGAAUGUUUUCUACCGACGCUUUUGGGUCAAAGGCCCACAAGUCGCUGUCGGACAGCGUGUCACGUGUGACGAUCACGAAGGAUGGGGCCCAGCACAAGCAAUGGUUAGCCUCGUAUACACACCAACCUAUCGACAUUUCGGCGUCGACCUCAUACCUACGCACGGAACCGUCGGAAAUUGGAAAUAUUUCCGGUCACAUGAUGAGUAUGCGUGAGCUUAUUGAUCCUUUGGCACCGGAGCUGCACGAGAUUUGUGAUGCCGUUGGCCACAGGGCGCAGGGCAACAUUACGAAGCAAUCAAAAUCGAUCGCCCCUGAGCCUCCCAUAAGUGACGACGAGUUCUUCGAUGCCGAAGCUGAUCAGGGUCACCCGGUUUCCGGUGAAGAUACCUCACGUGCGAUCACAAAAUCGCGUCAGUUACUUCAGUCGAUGAAGUUCGUCGAUGUGGAACAACUCGAGCACACCUACACUGCCAAACGGGUGCACGCACGGCUCGUUUCGUCCCCAAUCGUUGAACGCUCCGAAAAGGACCCGUUGCAUGUCACACAGCUGGCGCAUCGACGAACCGCCGAGCAAAUGACACCACAAGGACCCUCGACGAAGAAAACGCGCGUUUCUCAAUCGCCACAAGCCACCAUCAGCGUAGCGUCACAGCAGCACGAUCGUGGCCAAGAAAUCGUAAACAGCACGACUCCGCCCGAACCGGAAAUGGUGCUGAUCAAGCAAGAAACGGAAGAAGCCGUGCCCCCGUUACAGACGCUCAUCCUCGAUCCGUCAGUGUUUGUGAUCGACGAGGAAGAUCUACUCGACGACGAAUCGAAACUGCCUUCACUAACCGACGAGCAUCUCGGGGCGUGCGAGGAGUCGCAACAGUCCGAUGCCGAUUCGGAACGGUCAUCCCAAGCCGCCCACCCAAACCAGCGUCCUUUGAAAGAUGUUUCUUACUAUCGAGAAUAUGCGAACGUCACUCUUAACGGUCUGGAUCCAGCGAGCUCGGACGAAGAGGACGAACCGGCACUGGUGGCCGCAGUACCGACGCAGCUAGAGCAAGGGCAGGACCCUGUGGUCGAGGUUAGCGAGUGCAUCACAAUCAGCGAUGAUUCCACCGCGGAGCCAUUAGUCGUAACGGACGAUCGUGCGACGGUGUCUGGCCGUGUGCUAGAAUCGUCCCUGGCUAACGAGUUCAUUGAAAAGCUGCGUCUAAAGUAUCCCUCGAAGUCACGGCAGCCCUGCUGCGGAGUCCGAGGCGAUUGUCUGUGUCGUGCGAAGCGAAAACUUGAACGACAGAAGAAAGCCAUCGAAGACGUGUGGCAAUGGUGGCGCAACAAGUGGCCGAACCUGCCACGGUCACCGACCACGAACUCGUGGGAGGAUAAAUGGGAAGAGUUGCGCUGGAAGAUUAGCGAAACCAAGCAGAACCACAUCGCGACGGUUCCGCGGAAUAAGAACGAACCAGAAGCGUCAACCUCUGGGAAACCUACACGCCCGAUUCGAACGAUUUGUCGGCCACCGUUCUGCGGCAUGUACCCCGAAACUCCGGAUCCCGUGUUUUUGAUACGAAACUUACGGCAGUGGCUCGCAGAGCAGCAACAGCAAGCCUCUCCGGGUGCUACUUUGCCGGAAGUGCCCCGCUUUACCAAGCUGAUCGCUAACAAACUGGCCACUGAAACUCACUGGAAGUUGGAUCACUCAGAGGAGAUGAUACUCGAUCACCUUGUGCUACGCCAUCGAACACUCCGGAGUGUCAUAAUCACGAUACUGUUCGAGCCAGAGUCGGUGCGACAGGAGCGACUGCGACAGCUGGGCCGUAACCAGGAGGAUGCACAGGAUCAACGUAUCGAACGCAUCCAGGUGGAGGAGUGCCUUCGGGAGUACGUCCACUCGCCGAAUUUGCUGCUGGCGCACAUCCACUUUAUUCAGCUGACCAUGCAAACCACAGAACAGACACUCCGCAGCACGUACCGAACGGCCGGUUCGCUGAUGGGCCUGUGGCGGCACUUUAACGACUUAUUGGAGCGCGUGUUUGACACCGUCAAUCGAUUGCUCACCAUCGUAGAAACCACCAAUGCGAUACUAUCGUACGAUGUGAAACUGGAACGAUUCUGUGUGAAGAAAUGGUUCCAGCGGACGGAUGAAGAAGGCUUCGUCGAAUCGAAUAUGGUUCUGGUGCACUUCACCUCACUGACGGGUAUCGCUGCGUUGGGUGUAAGCUUCAAACGUCCGUUUCCGGAAGCAUUCCACUUACUACCACCGGACACGAUCGUCCAUGAUCAACACCCGAUCGUUGGUGACCUCAACCGCUCCGGGUUAAUGUUUCUCGAGUGUUUGCUCUGGAACGUCUCGCAGAAGUACGAAACGUGA
Molecule: messenger RNA, 5232 nt
Organism: Anopheles bellator
Lineage: Eukaryota; Metazoa; Arthropoda; Insecta; Diptera; Culicidae
Exons: 6
Coding region: 1-5232 (1743 amino acids)
Source: RefSeq, a predicted model, not a curated record